Molecule: messenger RNA, 1698 nt
Organism: Lentinula edodes (shiitake mushroom)
Lineage: Eukaryota; Fungi; Basidiomycota; Agaricomycetes; Agaricales; Omphalotaceae
Exons: 4
Coding region: 1-1698 (565 amino acids)
Biological process (GO): regulatory ncRNA-mediated gene silencing
Cellular component (GO): ARC complex
Source: RefSeq, a predicted model, not a curated record
AUGCCAAAAGAUAUGUCCUCGAAUUUGACUAGUGGCAAUGCUAACGAGCCUGCCGCGGCUACAAAGGCUGCACCAAAUUCACGGAAGAGGAAGAAAGCUAAAUUUGUUAAAAUGGAGGCCAAGUUUGCACAGAGUGCUUCGACAUUCGACUCUGUUUCUGUAAACUCUGCUGAUUCAUCUGUAUCAAUGAGGAUCGGAAACGUCGAAAAGGUUUGGUGGGAGGCAUGGAUGGAGAACCGAUCUGUCCGUUCAUUGUUUUGUGACCAAGAUGCAUUGCAUUUUCAGAGGAUCUCCGAUGCUACAAUGGUUUUCAACAAGAAUCGUUUGUGGCCUCCAACAGAGACCCAGGUUCGCAAUCGGUGGGAUCAGUUCCAAGUUUACGUUGGUCUCCUAAAUAAUGCUGUAGGAGACGACUUCCUCAGGCUCACAAACUUCGUUCAAAAUCCCGCUCGUGUCAUACAAAUCUACCUUUCCAGUUAUUUCAUCGAAAAAGGCUUACACUUUUCCAAAUACAAUUGCGAUAUAAUACCGAAACUGCUAUACUUCUACGUCAACUUUCUGCUCGUUAAUGAGGUUCUCCCGGACAAAGGAGAUAACUUGCAUUAUGCUCUGUCUAUUAUCGAAACGGCGAAAACUGAACUCGCUCUGUACCCUCAAAUAGGCGAAUCUUGUCCUGAUCACUUCAAUCUGACGUGCAAGGAACUUCUUUGUGACGAUUCUCAAGGGACCCUAUCGGAUACUAACGGGACUCUUGCAGACUCCAAUGCUGAGACUCAGAUUCAGCCGGAUUCCACCCCAGUUAGCCCGCAGAGUCCAAAAAAAACAAAGAAGAAAAAGAAGAAGAAAUCCCAAGCUAAACCACAGGCAAUGACAGAAGUGUCCGCGGAGAACUCCAUCGCGUCUCCUGUCAAUUUCUCGGUCUCUGUAGAAUGUGAAAUCACUUCUCCUGCGAUACUCAGUGGAUGGGGAGGAACAGCUGCCGUCGAUUCUUGGGGUGAAGGCGCUUCUUCAGGCUGGGGAAAUGGUGGAUCUGCAUCAAUCAGUGGCUGGGGGGUCGUCGUCGAUACUCCCGCCGCUCCUCUCGAAGAUAUUGGAUGGGAGAGUUUCAGCACGCUUCCGCCAGCUUCCUCGUUUGUAUCCGCCCAUAUCACAAGGGCCCUGCCCCAAACUCACAUUCGAGGUGUGGUCGAGCAUGCAGUACGUCGUGUCAAGGCGAUUAUUCCCCCUUUGGAACAAGAUACCAUCAAAUGCAAGCAAGAAGAUAAUACCAUACUCAAUUCCAUUGCACUUGAAAAUGAACUCAAACGAUGCUAUUGGACGGUAGUGCUCGAACCUUGGCCAAUAGAAGGGGCGCAAGAGUUCAUCAGUAUUCUGUCUACUUCCAAAGGGAAUGUGGAUUUGCAUGCAGACCAGAUGACCGUGGAAGAUGGUUCAAUCAAUGAUUUGUACGUUGGUAGCGUCAAGCCACACAAUUGCCUUUCAGAUGAUAUCACGAUUUUCCUUGAAGAUGAAACCAGGAAAGUUUUGAGGUUGGGAAUGGGACUCGGGGGAACUUGGGCCCAACUCCUACGCGCGUCGGAUUGUGCUCAACAUGUAAAGGGGCACGAGGAGAAGGAGGAAGAGAAGAGUCCUGACGAAAGACGUUAUUGGUUCUUACUCGAAGUGCUCAGGAUCUUGCCGAGUUACUACAUUGUUUGA